Rhagoletis pomonella (apple maggot) is the source of this 1068-nucleotide messenger RNA. Its product is annotated as octopamine receptor Oamb-like. Lineage: Eukaryota; Metazoa; Arthropoda; Insecta; Diptera; Tephritidae. Gene Ontology annotation, cellular component: membrane. The record is from RefSeq and is a predicted model, not a curated record. Gene Ontology annotation, molecular function: G protein-coupled amine receptor activity; metalloendopeptidase activity. Gene Ontology annotation, biological process: proteolysis; adenylate cyclase-activating adrenergic receptor signaling pathway.
CGUCGGUUUGUUGCUAUUUGUUUGGUUGUUGAAUGGAUACCUAGAGUAAUUGGAGGUAACACGUGAACCCAAACAGUAACUAAAAUAACAAGCUGACGUAAAAACCAACCAACCAACGCAACAAUAAGAAAAUGAAACGUCUGUGCAUAUUAAAGACAAAUAGUGCCGUGUCUAGAUGUGUGAAUGUUAACUAGUUAUGAAAGUGUUAGUGUUGUAAGGAUAUUUUGCCUUAGUGGCUUUAUAUUGACGUGUUGUAUCAGUUUUCCGUCGUAGUGGACUGUUUGCCAGUUAAUAUGGAGAAGUCGUCUGCUUUAGUAACAACCUUUCUCACUAAAAAGGCAUUUUAGCCAUUGUGAAAUAAUGAAAAGUAAAAAAAAAUCCUUUUACUUAAUUAGAAGUGAAAGUGAUAAAUUGUGUUAUAGGUAUAAAGAUAAUAAAUAUGUUGUAGAUUCCUGUGAUAAGUUGAAGUUGUAACCCUAGCGUUUUCGAAUCAAAUUUAGUAAAAGUUGUUUAGCAAUAGUAGUUGCUAAACCUACUUAAUUUUUAGCCAUGUGCAUUACGUAAACUCACCUCAAAAAUUGUAUUUAAUGGUUUUGUAGUGGUUUAUAAGCAAACCAUGAAACUGUUAGAAGUUAUGCAAAAUGGACUACAAAGAAGUUCAGUUUGUUAAAAAGUUUUUUCGUAAGUACAUCCUAACGGGUGUAUCUUGACUCGACAAACAAAAUUGAAUGCUGUGUUAUAAGAGGUGGAUGAUUCACACAAAACUCAAUUGAAGGUGUUGAACUUGAACAUCAAUUCGUCAUUUGAAGUUUCGUCAUGAAUGCAACAGAGUGUGAUAAUUUGAUAACAUCAUUAAAAUGGACAGAACCAGCGAAUGUUAUCUCGUUAGCCAUUCUUUUAUUUAUCAUUUUAUUAGUGAUAUCCGGAAAUUCACUAGUUAUAGCCGCUGUGUUCUGUUCCAACAAAUUACGUAGUGUUACAAACUAUUUAAUUGUAAAUUUAGCUGUCGCAGAUUUAUUGGUAGGAUUAGCGGUUCUUCCAUUCUCAGCAACGUGGGAAGUUUUUAAG